AUGUACGCCCACUACCCAUCGGGCACCUCAACACCAGUCAACGGCUAUCCCAUCCAAGUUCCCGCGGCUCCCGUCACUCCCAUGCCUCAAAAUAUGUACGGAGCAACGCCAUCAGCGACCGGAGCGCCUCCAGGAGCCCCCGGCCCUCACUACGUUGCUCAUCAAGCGACGGGCGGAAGUUUCCCGUCUCCACAAGUGCCUGAGGAAGACGUCGUGUCCCGUGUGAUCACCGCAUUCGACCAACAACACCACGACUACCGUACCCAAAACGUCGUCUGCGAUGUCGAUCCGGAGUCAUUGUGCCAUCUGACACGUGUCACCGGAUGGGAGUUAUUCUCGAAUCAGUUGGAUCCACUCGUCAAGACGAUCAUUGAAUUCGCGAAAUGUGUCGACGGAUUCAUGAAUCUCCCCCAGGAGACGCAGAUACAGUUGCUGAAAGGAAGUGUGUUCGAAUUGUGUCUCAUCUUUGCGGCAAUGUAUUAUAAUAUGGAUACGCAUGCCGUCUGUGGAGAGAGAUACACCAUUCCAUUCACAUGUUUUAGCACGGAAGACGCUGCUGAGAUGCACCUGAUCUCUGAAGUCCACCAAACGCUCCACGAAAUCGUCGCUCUCCAACCGAAUACUUCGGAACUGGCACUCCUCGCCGCCGGACUUCUUCUCGAACAAGCGUCAACGUCUUCUUCAUCUGGAAUCGGUUCACUCAUCGAUCCGACGACUAUCGCCACGGCGGAAGUGCUGAAGACGGCCCUUCAUCAGACAGUCGCAUCGAGACUCGGAUGUAUGGAGACGACGUUGAAUCGACUUCAAGCCGUCGAGUCGAGAAUUCGACAAACCGCUCGCUUGCAUCAGGAGGCUCUCCAAAACUUCCGACUGUCGGACCCACACGCAUCUGAAAAACUGCCGGAUUUGUACAAAGAGUUGUUCACAAUCGAUCGGCCUUAG
This is a messenger RNA of Caenorhabditis remanei, 942 nucleotides long. RefSeq lists its product as uncharacterized. Gene Ontology annotation, biological process: regulation of transcription by RNA polymerase II. NCBI's taxonomy places the organism in Eukaryota, Metazoa, Nematoda, Chromadorea, Rhabditida, Rhabditidae. The transcript has 3 exons. The coding region runs from base 1 to 942 and encodes 313 amino acids. The record is from RefSeq and is a predicted model, not a curated record. Gene Ontology annotation, molecular function: nuclear receptor activity; RNA polymerase II cis-regulatory region sequence-specific DNA binding. Gene Ontology annotation, cellular component: nucleus.